Penicillium antarcticum is the source of this 1431-nucleotide messenger RNA. Its product is annotated as Mob1 family protein. Lineage: Eukaryota; Fungi; Ascomycota; Eurotiomycetes; Eurotiales; Aspergillaceae. The coding region runs from base 1 to 1431 and encodes 476 amino acids. The record is from RefSeq and is a predicted model, not a curated record. Gene Ontology annotation, cellular component: cytoplasm. The transcript has 2 exons.
AUGACUUCCGGAAUGUCCCCGUCCAGCUCCCCGCGGCUUCCAAGCCCUCCCCCGUUCACGGAGGUUCAGAUCGCUCCUCAGUCACCCUCUGGAGAGACUUUUGAGGACCAGAUGCUUGGUGCUGCGGUGGGUGAAGAUGAUGGCUCGACACGCAGAAUCCGUCCCGGCACCAAAGCCGCCGACAUGGCAUUUGGACCGCCGUUGAUUCCCCUUUCGCAGCUUGACUCGCCUUUCCAGCUUCAGGAACACCUCAAAGCCCUGUAUCAUCACUUUACGAAACCCGAAGGAUCUGACACCGUGGUCCCGAUCAACCGCCAGGUUGCGAUCCAACUAGCGGAACCCCCCGAGGGUGUCGACCGAUCGCUUUGGCUUUACGAACUCUGCCGAUUCCUCACCAUGAAAGUAAAUAACCUCAUUGUCGCCUUCUUCGCCGAGGACCCGCCCUGCUCUGCGACCACUUGCCCAGAGAUGCGAGCUUCGGAAUGGCAGUAUCUCUGCGCGGUACACGACCCUCCCAAAUCUUGUUGCGCAAUCGAUUACUGCUGUCACACUUUGGACUGGGCCAUGAACACCCUCACAUCGCCCAAGUAUUUUCCAAGUCGGCUCACGCUAGGCAACGAGAAUGCCGGAGGCCCUCAGGCCAGCAUGAGACACCUGACGAACGUCUUCCGCCGCCUUUACCGUAUUUUCGCACACGCUUGGUUCCAACAUCGCGGUGUAUUCUGGCAGGUGGAGGGUCAUGAUGGCCUGUACGUCUUCUUCAAGACUGUUUGCGACAUGUACAGCCUCAUCCCGCAUGACAACUACACGGUUCCCCCCGAGGCAGAGGGCCCUGAUGCAGUUCAGCCUGAGGAAGAGCCAGUUGAUACCAAGCGUUUAACAAUUCUGCGCAAGGAAGAUGAAAAUCCAUUUGGUUCUGGCGCAGAUAGUCUGGACCCGGCUCUCGGCACUGGUGCUACCACUCGUCGUCACAAGCACAGCCCUUCGACCGGUUCGCGUGUCACAACCAUCACUGAGGAUAUGGAGGAUAGUCCAGAGAUCCCCUCGCCAUUGCGUGAGGCUCUGGAGGAAUCGCCCGAACGCCCUGUUUCUGUCCUGGAGACGACCCAGCCUCCUGUCGAGACCUCUGAGGAAACUGCCUCAGACAAGCCAUCCGCUCAGGAAGAAGAGCCGGUCACAGAGACAGAUGAAGAAGCAAACCAGCAGAUCUCGGAAGAAAUCGGACAGCCUGGACCAUCCGAGGCCACAGAAGAGGCGCAGCCGGAGCCUGAGCAGCCUGUUGAUGACAAGACCGAAGAGCCUGUCGAGAAUACCAAUCGUGAUGCUGAGGAAGCAACCACGUCCGAAGAAGCCGAGACGAAACCUGAGCUCGAGCAGAAAGCCUCAACUGCAUCGGAAGCCAAGCCUGACUCAGAUAAAGAAGAAUCUUGA